Messenger RNA from Phyllostomus discolor (pale spear-nosed bat), 3743 nucleotides. RefSeq names its product SUMO interacting motifs containing 1 (gene SIMC1). Bases 112 to 3000 code for a protein of 962 amino acids. The transcript is spliced from 10 exons. The record is from RefSeq and is a predicted model, not a curated record. NCBI's taxonomy places the organism in Eukaryota, Metazoa, Chordata, Mammalia, Chiroptera, Phyllostomidae.
GGCCUGCCGGGGGAUGGCCCGGUGUGUAGCCGCCGCGACCGCCGUCUCCCCGGCCGCAGGAACCGAAGUCGCCGUCGCUGCCGCGGCCUGGGGCGCCGGCCGCGCGCAGCCAUGGAGGACUUCAUCGUGAUCUCGGACGACAGCGGCUCCGAGAGCUCCGAGGGGACCCGCUCGGGCCGAGCGCGGAGGCUGCGGCGGGCCCUGUCCCGGACCUCCGGCGCGCUGCCCCGCCGAACCGUGGACUUCAUCGACUUAACCCGGGAGAGCAGACCGAGGCCCAAGGAUCGCGGCGGGAUCUGUGUGAUCGACCUGACGACCACUGAGGACGAAGCCAGACCCAUCGCCACUUUCGACUUGACCCUAGAGCCUGUUACUCCUCCCCAGAAGGAGUCGGCCAACCCUCACACGUGUCCCGGCCUCUCCAGCAAGGAGGCGAGGGAAGGGCGGGCGGACAGAAGCUCGUGGCCCGGGGCACGGAGGAUCAUUAACAGCGACCCCGUGGAUGUGGACCUCUGGGAAGAGACCGCAUUCGAAGACCCCCAGCCCUCUCCAUCCGUCAGCGGGGACUCUGUUCAGCUAGCAGAGCCGAACUGCAGCUCGACCACGUUCAAAGGGGACCUCGGCUUCUUGGCCGGCCUGCAGCCAUCUUCAGACGUCCACCCCCUCUCCCCGGUGAGCAAUAAUGGUGGCGGCGGCAGUCAGAGGGCGCCCUUGGUGUGCCCACAGCAAGAUGCAGCUUGCCCGCCGCAAGCCUUGCUGUGCCCGCUGCGAGCCUUGCCGUGCCUGCCGCGAGACUCGCCAUGCCCACCACGAGCCUCCUCGUGCCCACCCCGAGCCUUGUCGUGCCCAUCAGAAGCUGUGCAGUGCCAACUACAAGCUUUGCCUAACCUGCUUCAAGAAGUGCCAUGCCCUCAGAACGGGCCAUGCCCACCUCAGGACUCAUCGUGCCAUCCUCAGCACUCACCAAGCCCACCUCAGGACUCACACUGCCCACCUCAAGACUCCCUGGGCCUACCUCAAGGGGUACCAGGCCCACCUCCACUCAUAUCACAUCCACCAGACGUGGCAUACCUGCAGGGCACACCGUGGUCACUGGGAGACAUGCCACGGUCACCAGAUGUGCCACAGUCAUCAGGAGACACGUCACAGUUAUUGCGAGACGUGCCACAGCCACCAGGUGAUGCACUGCAGUCACCUACAGACAAGCCGCAGACACCUACAGGCAUGCCACAGUUACCUACAGACAAGCCGCACUCACCUGCAGACAAGCCACAGUCACCAAGAGGCAUGCCGCAGUCACCACCAAGAGAUGUGCCACAGUCACUAGGAGGUAUGCCGCAGUCACCAGUGGGGGCGCCGCAGUCACCUGGCAAAAUCUCACACUUACCCGAUGUGCCACACUCGCCUGGAGACAUGCCACGCUGGCCAGGAGGCGGGCCCGACCCUCCCCCAGACGACGCACAGAACUGCGACACCCCCAUGGACGUCUCGGCUCCCUCCUCUCCGAGCUGCGCCCCCAGCCCUCAGUCUCCGCCGUCCGAAACCUCCUUACACCCAGUCCCGUGGCUCUCGGUCACCGAAGCUCCGGCCAGAACGGAGAUGGCCCUGCCGGGGCCCGCCGACCCCGGGCCCGCCCAGGUGGCGCCCAGCGCGCUGUACAACAGGCCCUGCCUGCACAGACUGAAGUACUUCCUGCGGCCGCCGGUGCACCACCUCUUCUUCCAGACGCUGAUCCCCGACAAAGACGUGAGAGAGAGCAAGGGUCAAAAGCUGGAGCCCAUCCCCCAUCGAAGACUGAGGAUGGUGACAAACACCAUCGAAGAGAACUUCUCCCUGGGCACCGUGCAGUUCCUGAUGGACUUCGUGUCGCCCCAGCACUACCCACCCCGCGAGAUCGUGGCCCACAUCGUGCAGAAGAUCCUGCUCAGUGGCUCGGAGCCGGCCGACGUGCUCAAGGAGGCCUACAUGCUCCUCAUGAAAAUCCAACAGCUCCAUCCAGCCAAUGCCAAGACAGUGGAGUGGGACUGGAAGCUGCUCACUUACGUCAUGGAGGAAGAGGGGCAGAGCCUGCCGGGGCGAGUCCUCUUCCUGCGCUACGUGGUGCAGACGCUGGAGGACGACUUCCAGCAGACCCUGAGGAAGCAGCGGCAGCACCUGCAGCAGUCCAUCGCCAACACGGUGCUCUCCUGCGACAGGCAGCCCCACAACGUCAGGGACGUGAUCAAGUGGCUGUUCCGAGCGGUGACGGAAGGCGGGUUACCCCCACCCCUGCCUGGGGGUCACGCCUCGGCGGGAGCAGGCGUCUCGAAGGCCAGCAGCAGCCACCCCUCGGCCCAGCCGGCCCUGACGAAGAACACCACGCAGGUGGUCGUGUGCCAGCUGCAGCGCAUGCUGUCCAUAGCCGUGGAGGUGGACCGCACGCCCACCUGCAGCUCCAACAAAAUCGCCGAGAUGAUGUUCGGGUUUGUGCUGGACAUCCCGGAGAGGAGUCAGAGAGAGAUGUUCUUCACCACCAUGGAGAGCCACCUGCUGCGCUGCAAGGUGCUGGAGAUCAUCUUCCUGCACAGCUGCAAGACGCCCACCCGCCUGCCCCUGUCCCUGGCCCAGGCCCUCUACUUCCUCAACAACUCCACGUCGCUGCUCAAGUGCCAGUCGGACAAAACCCAGUGGCAGACGUGGGACGAGCUGGUGGAGCACCUGCAGUUUCUGUUAUCCAGCUACCAGCACGUGCUGAGAGAGCACCUGCGGAGUUCAGUGAUCGACCGGAAAGACCUGAUCAUCAAGAGGGUGAAGCCCAAGCCGCAGCAGUGCGAUGACAUCACCGUGGUGGACGUGGAGAAGCAGAUAGAGGCCUUCCGCAGCCGCCUGGUCCAGAUGCUGGGGGAGCCGCUGGUCCCCCAGCUGCGAGACAAAGUGCACCUGCUGAAGCUCCUGCUCUUCUACGCCGCAGACCUGAACCCCGAUGCAGAGCCCGCCCCCGAGCGCUGGGGCGCCCCCUGAGGGCCUGCGACGCCCGCACUGGGUGCCGAGAAUACCUCCCGAACUCUCUCGCCGGCGGCUCCCGGAGUCCUGACAGUACGAGACGUAGCUGAGUCUUAGAGGACCAAACCCACCUUAUUUAUCUGUAGGUUACAACUUUCUAACUCUCUAGCAAACACUUUUUGAUAAUCCAGUGCUAGCCUAUUCUCAGAUAUGGCUUAAAUAUAUAGGGUGUAUAUAUUUUUUGAUAAAUUAUUUAUCUAUACUUUUUGAAACAGGUAAUAAUACUAUAUGCACUUAGUAUAUGUUUAACAUUUCCGUUCAAGAUGUGAAAAAAACCCCUCUGAACAGACCCUACACGUCAAUGUCACGUCACUCCAGGUACUGGCCACCUGUUUCUAAGAGAAGGGCGUAUCCGUUCCUCCCUAAUGAAACACAGCCACCCACAUUAUGCCGCACACAGACCGGACUUUGUGGCCAGUCCAUUGAGAUCUCAUGUAAUGAGGUGGAAGACGGGAGGUCAGAAACAAGAGGAUGAGUGUGUUGCAAAGAUGUUUAAGGGAUACAAUAAAAAGGCAAUGAAUGGUUUUUCAAAACACCAAGUUUCCUGCUUAGGUUCCGCGGCUGAGUAGGCAGAAUGCGGUGAGCACUCCUAACGGGACAAAGGAAGCAGCUAUCCACGUUUGAGAAAGCAGUACAGAUUUUUAUUGUCAAAACAAGAGAUCUGAGUGUAACAGAACACAAAUAAAUUAAUUGUUCUCGUC